CCUAGAAAGCGCUCCGGCGGGAAACGCGGCACCGGCGGGAGCGGGGCGGGGGUGCCGGGACUCGCCGGGACCCCCGAACGGGGUGCUGCGGCCUCGGGGAUCCCCCGGCACCGACAGCCGGCCUCCGGGCAGCCCCGCGGCAUCAGGGAUGCUCUUCCGGCCACCGGUGCCGAGGCACAGCUCCUAGCGAGCCUGACACCGCCGGCGGUUCGGUAGAAUGGAAGCCACGGAUGUCCCCAUGCCUGUCCCCAUCCAUGUCCCUGCGCUGGCCACAGAGCGGAGGUUCGCCCAGCGCCUCAGGGAGUGUCUGGAGCAGCAGCGGCUGUCGGACGGGCGGUACCGGCUGCAGCGGCUGCCGGGGGGCCGCGUGGCCCUGCCCGUGCUGCAGGAGAAGCUCUCCCAGCUCUGCCUGCCCCCGGAGGUGCCCUGCGAGCUGCUCCGGAUCCAGGACCCUAUCCCCUCCAGGGCCGCCCGCCGGCGCUCGCCUGCCCAGAGGCUGCGGGAUGAGCUGCGGCCGCUGCUGGGGGAGAGCUGGUCCGAGGAGCUGGAGCGGGAUGUGCCGCACGCCUGGCAGCGCCACGGGGACCUGGUCCUGCUGAGCCAGGACAGCUUCAGGGCUGCGGCGUGGGAGAGGCUGGGCUCGGCGCUCUGGGACACGGUGGCCUCGGCUCUGGGGGCCCGGCGGGUGGCCAGGCGAGGCCGGGUGAUGCCGGACGGGAUGCGGACCCCCAGGGUGACCCUGCUGCUGGGCCAGCACGGCUGGGUGGAGCACGUGGACAACGGCAUCAGGUACACCUUCGACGUGACCAAGUGCAUGUUCUCCCCGGGAAACAUCACGGAGAAGCUGCGUGUGGCCUCCCUGCCCUGCUCCGGGGAGGUCGUGGUGGAUCUCUAUGCAGGCAUCGGCUAUUUCACGCUGCCAUUCCUGGUGCAUGCGGGAGCUGCCUUUGUCCACGCCUGUGAGUGGAACAGCCACGCCGUGGAGGCCCUGCACAGGACCCUGCUGCUGAACGGGGUGCGGGAUCGCUGCCACAUCCACGCCGGGGACAGCCGGCAGCUGCAGCUGCAGGAUGUGGCAGACAGGGUGAACCUGGGGCUGAUUCCCAGCUCGGAGCAGGGCUGGCCGGCGGCCUGCCGCGUGCUGAAGAAGGACACGGGUGGGGUUCUCCACAUCCACCACAACGUGGAGACUGCCCCUGCCCUGCUGGCUGAGCGGGGCUCUGCAGAGGCAGCCAGCCCUGCGGGAGAGGCACAGCACCCAGCAGAGGACGGUGGGGAGGAGAUGCUGGGGGCCAGGCUCAGACCCCAGUGGCAGCAGUGGGCUGAAGGCACGGCCACACGGAUCCAGGGGCUGCUGGCAGAGCUGCAUGGGCGGCCGUGGCGCACCAGCGUCCUGCACAUCGAGGCAGUGAAAUCCUACGCACCACACGUGCAUCACCUCGUGCUGGACCUCGAGUGCCGGCCAGUGCUGCCCCUUUAGCUGGGCAUGGGCACUGCUGGGGCUCCAGUUCCUGUGGAAAGGUGGUCUCAAGCACCAGGGGCAGGGAGAUGCUACCAGCAGUGUCCUGCUACCUGCCUGGAUGUGCCUUAUGUCCCCUGGUUCCCAAGUGGCAGCAGUGCCUCUCCAUGCCCAGGUCACCCAGGGCUGUGCUCCUGUGGCAGAUCCCUUCAGGAUCCACACAAGGAUGGAGCAAGCUGGGGCUCAGUGCCAGUGUUCUGCCCUGGCUCUGCCAGUCAUUGCCCAGGUCUUGGGUACAUGGUAGCACCUUGAGCCCCAUUUUCACACAGGAGAGAGCCACAGUGCUGAGAAGCCUUGGAUGCCUGCUGGGCUCAUUUCAGCAGGUCAGGGACAAGCUUUGUGCUUGUAUUUACUAGCAUUGCUUUUUUAAUGUACUGGAAACAAGUCUGUUCAUCUUGUUUCCUUCUUGUCCUGUUUCGGAAAUAAAGAUAUUUCUCACACCU
This is a messenger RNA of Catharus ustulatus (Swainson's thrush), 1962 nucleotides long. It is a transcript of the gene TYW2, whose product is annotated as tRNA methyltransferase 12 homolog. The coding region runs from base 218 to 1480 and encodes 420 amino acids. Gene Ontology annotation, biological process: tRNA methylation. NCBI's taxonomy places the organism in Eukaryota, Metazoa, Chordata, Aves, Passeriformes, Turdidae. The transcript has 7 exons. Gene Ontology annotation, cellular component: cytoplasm. The record is from RefSeq and is a predicted model, not a curated record. Gene Ontology annotation, molecular function: tRNA methyltransferase activity.